CAUGGCCUACAGCGAGGCGGGUGCGUGCGUGCGUGCGUGCGGAGCGGCGCCGGGCCGGGCGCUGCGCCGCCCCCGCGGAGCAUCCAGCUCGGGUUUCCGAGCAGCCGAGGCCCCUGGCGCUGCAGGAGCGGUGUCAUGACGAGUCGCGCUUCCUUCCGCGCCGGGCGCUUUUCAGACGAGCUAAGACUCCUCGGCAAACUUCUCGUCGUUUGGUUUUCUUCCCCAAACGAGCGAGUGACUAGCAGUGCCUUUCCCGUCAUCCCCUUGUAAAUCCUGGUCUGCAGUGUCAACCUAGUAAUCAAUUUAGGGCAAAUCCGAGGAGGAGACUUGCUGCACGGAUACUCCUUGUACUUGCUACAAUUCCUUUAUUUUUUAGUAAAAGGAACACUUUUCUUGCUCCAGCUGAUUCUUUCCUGUUGUUGUGGGAAAUAGUUUAGAAGUAGAGGGAAUUGCGGCGUUAUGCCGAUCUGUCUGGAAAAGGACAGAGGUACUCGCCUGCCCUAUUCUUGGAGUGUAUUUGAUGGUCUCGGUAGCUAUGUUGCGCUAACUUGAGUUUCAGAAAAGGUUUCCAGAGCCUUGUCUGUGGGCAGUGGGAGAAAAUAAUAUCAGGAUGAGGGAAUAAAACAUUUGAGCCUUUAUUUCUUGUACACCUAUUGAAGUCUAGAUUGAGUGGAGUUAUAAGUAACCAUAUAGUGAUCCUUGCCUGCGCAUCUGCAUCCUCAUCCUCGCUGAGGAGACUAUCUGGUAACAAUUGAGGAGAAAAACAAGGCUACCUCCCUGCGAGCUUAUGUGAACUGGAGAUGCAUGUCAGCUGGGAACUCUCGCGUAUGCGUCCGGAUGGUGGGUCACAAAGUGGAAGAGUCCUACAGUGCACUUUCUAAAGAGCAGAUGUCCAUUGUGGAAAUGCCUCUUUCAGACCCUCCGCUCUGCAUCUCUUGUUGUCCUGUAAAUGGUGAUCUUCUUGUGGGCUGCAAAAAUAAACUGGUGAUGUUCUGUUUGAAAUACCUAGUGAUAAAUCCUGAUUUCAGUGUAUUGGACUUCGAACGCUCCUUAAUUUUGCACAUAGACAAUGUCAUCCCGGCAGAAAUUGCACUUUGUGCCGGGUAUGUAGCCAUAACAACAGAAUUGGAUGUUUUAAUCCUGAAGCUGAAAUCAGUUAAAAAAGGUGCAGAUGAUACUGAACUUUGUGCACACGAGAUCAAUGCACCAGAAAAGCUUGUGAAUGAAGGUAUAAAAGAUGAAGCCCCUUCAGCACUUUCUUCCCAGUUUGAAUCGGAUGACUUUGUCAUCUGUCAGAAGCCUACGGAACUGCUUGGGGAAGAAAGUAAACUGUGUGGGAUAUCUGUCACACUGGAAUCAACAAGGUUAAAUACUGAAGAUGCAGAACACUUCCAAGUGUGUUACAUCCUAUACCGACGGUUUACUCCAGAUUUGUCAUCUUUUGUCUUUUCUGUUGAAGAAACCAAGUUGCAUUCUCUUCAGAUGCUGCCUAUGUACCAAACAGGAAGUUUCACGACGGACAACAGAAAAACUGCAGCCAAGAAAGAAUUGCUGAGUCUCUUCUGUUUUUUCUCUUUGCCUCAUGUUGGGUAUCUCUAUACAAUUGGGAAUUUAGUGGAAUUGCUCUCUACUUACCAGUAUUCAGAGAAAUCUGAGCAGGCAGUUCUAACCCCUCAAUUCCUCCACGUUAUUACAAGUAAUAGCCUGCAGUGUUUCACAGUCCGGUGCAGUGCAGCAGCAGCUCGUGAUGAGGACCCAUACAUUGAUACAACUGUGAAGGCUUGCCCACCUGUGUCUUUGGAUGUGUGUGCAUUAAGAAUGCAGCUUUUUAUAGGGCUGAAAGCCAUUUGUCACUUCAAAAACCAUAUAAUUAUUCUAACUAAGGCAGAUACUGAAGAUAUUACUGAAAGAAGGAGGCCUUCAAGAAGACUCCUUUCGAGAAAAACUGGUAGUGUCACACUCAAGGCACCUUCUGAGUCAGAAUCUGGCUGGAAUUUAUAUAUAGUGAACACUAUUUCAACUAUUCAACUUUACAAAGAAAUGGUAGACUACAGUAGGACAUAUGAAAACUCAAGAACUGAGAGUUGUAUCCAUCUUUUAAGCGAGGCUCAUUUAUUAGUCCGAGCAGCUCUAAUGGAUCCAAGUCUGAUAGAAUCAGAAGAGGAGGAGGAGCUCCUGGCAUCAUUCAAAGAAAGUUGUGCUCUCCUAGGAGACUGUUUUAGCAGGUUUGACACAAAGGAUUACCAUCUAUCCCUGCCUUACUACAAAAUGUCUGAUUUAUCCAUGACUGAAAUUUUGAAGAGAGUGGACUCGGAAGAGGACAGAGCACAAAAAUAUGAAAAAGGAUUUAUUUUUUACUUAAAUCAUUCUCUUUAUGAAGAAUUAAAUGAAGAAUUAAGUAAGGAAUCAGCUGCAAAAGUGCUUCAAAUAUUUCAUCUUGCUGAACCAAAUCAGCUACCUCAUGUCCUCUGUAGUCCUUGCAUGAAGAAUGUAUGUCCAUCAACGGCCAUGGAAUAUCUGCAGAAAGUGGAAAGAAUUGUGCCAACAUUGGUUGUGACGCUAACAAAAGCUGCCAUGGCUCUGAAAAUGGGAGACCUGGAGACAUAUAAACAUGAGAUGGAUCGCUAUACAGAGACCAAGCUGGCUUAUGGCUUUAUUGCGGAACCAAGACUUCUAAGGCAGCAAAGAAGAGGACAAGUUAUUCCAACUGAACUUGCUCUUUACUUGAAGGAGACACAACGUGGAUUGUUGGUAGCUUCAGUGUUGGCUUUAUAUGAGAACAGUAAAAUUGAACUGGAAGAAGCAAACGCUUAUUUCAAGAUGCUGUGUGGUAAGAAUGAUGAUUCUGUCCCUCAGCUCUUAGUAGACUUCUGGGAAGCCCUUGUAGUAUGCUGUCAGGGAGAAGUUCUCCAAGAUCUCUUGCUGAAGCUUAUUUCACAAUAUGUUUGGAGAUUAUCAGGGAUGCAAUAUCCUGAUACCGUGCCAUUGAAAACAGCAGAGGAUCUGAUAAACUCCUGUGAUCACUAUGGGUUAAUUUUCCCUUGGGUGAUAUUUAUGAUGUCACUGGGACCUCAAUCUGAUGAGGUUUAUCCAGAAGAUCUUUCAAAAUUACAGUCUCUUUUAUGUGGUCCAUCAGUUAAUGCAACUUCAGUUCUGCCUUUCUUGGAGCCACUAUUGGAAGACAGUAAUGCUGGCCUCAGUAUACAUGUCCUUUGCACUACACGUAUGGGAGAGUGUGAAAAAUCCAUUGACAAACUACUAGAGAGGUGUCCUGAAGCAGUCAUUUCUUAUGCCCAGCAUGAGCUGAAAGAUGAAAAUCGGGCUCUGUGGUGGACAAAACUGCUUCCUGACCUCUGUAAACGAACCAGAUGUCCUGGAGAGGACUAUUCCAUCCUCGUUUCAGCCCUGAAAGAAACUUUAUCAGUUGUUGCCACGGAAUUGGAAUUAAAGGAUUUCCUUAAUGUUCUACCAGAGGAUGGGACUGCAGCUUUUUUCGUGCCUCAUCUUCUUCAGUGCAGCCAAAGAAAACUGGUAACCUAGAGGCAACUAGAAGCUUUGCUACACUUAAAUACCAGGAGAGCAACAGAGUAAAUAUGCAAAAACCUGCAAGUGGAACUAUCCAGAAAAAUAUUUUAGAUUCAACCUAGCUGCAAACAUCUAAAGUAGUGGUAGAAAUAUAACAUAAGGCUACAAUGUACUGAUAAUGAUGCGGUUACAAUCAAAACUCAAGACAGCAUCAGUUUUGUAGAUGAAGAAAGACAUUUCCAAUACUAAAACUUCAUUGAUGUCCGCAAACCUGUCUAUUAAGUAGAACUAAAUGUUGUGUUGACAUGUGAAAGCAUGAACAAUUAUUUGGGCAAAUAUCAGAUACAGCUUGGACACUUUAAGGGGCAAGUUAUUUAUGGCCAAAGUGGUAAGAGAAAUGUUAUACUCACUAUCAGAGUUGCAAAACUCUGUAGUGUUCAUGUAAAAAUGAAGAAGAAUACAGCUGUUAGUCAUGGCUUUACCUAAUUAGACCCCAGUCACAAAGCAGUUAAACUUAUGAACGUGUAUAAGCAUGGAAGCAGUUCCUUGACUUGCUCUUCUGACUAGAAUCCUGUGGAAGGUCUUGUGUUUAGAAAUAUGUGUAUUCUUGUGUAGUGUCAUUUAAAUUUGAUUUGGAAAAACAAGUUGUGUUGAAUGCAUUGAUAGUUGAGGACUGUAUUCAGCAACUGCAUAGAAAACGUCAAGAGAAGUAUUUUAAGUGGAGAUGAGAAACAUGCACUCUUCUGGCUUGUUUAAUAUUUCCCACUUUCCCUUUCAUCCUUUACAUUUGGUCUAUAAUGGACAACAAACAUCUUUUAAAAGACAAGAACUAGUUUCCUACUACUUUCAAUCUCCAUCACCAACCCAGCUGCUCAGCACAUCACCUUUUGUGUUUUAUAAAUAGAAAAUAUCCUGUGAUUCCUUCAACUGAGUUCUGGCUGAAGUAAAUACAAUUAUAUUAGCUGGUUACAAUUCAACUGGAAUAACUCACUUUUUUAUGUAUAAACUAUUUUCUAAAGGUUUUCUGUGGUGACUAGAAGUGUGCUAUGUACACAGUAGUAUUCAAACUAUGAACACUUAAGCUAUGAACUAACUAUAAUCUGUAAACCACAAUAAAAAUGACUAUUUGAAUACCUAAAUAAAGUGGUUCUCAAGAAGGGGGUUGGGGCCAGGAGAUCAUUUGAUGGGUGCCAUGAGGUGGGAAGAGAUAAGCAGUUGUGAAGAAGUAUGUGCAGCCUCAGGCCAAGCCCCUCUUUCUGGCCUGUGCUUUUAUCUGAGUAAUGGAAGUGUCAAUGAGGUUGGGUAGCUGGGUCUGAUCAAAAUCCAUUUUGUUGGUUUUAGUCUUUUAUUUGUGGAGGGCAAGAUUCUUCAGGUAUAUCAAAUAAGGAUAUUGUAUCAGCCAGCCCACUUGGUGGCUCCAGGCCUGGGCAUCAGGCUAAGAAGCCAAAGGCCUUGAGUUCAAGUUGCUUGCAGUCUCUGUUGACUAGCCAAGGGGUCCUUGGCUGCAGCCAAAAUUCCCUUUUCCCCCAGUUUUGGGCUGCUGUGGUCCCUUGAGCCACACCACAUGGGGAGUCCAAGAGAAAGCAACCUCACCAGCCUGCUGCGUGGCUUCAGGGUGGGGUAUUGGGCUGGAUUCAAGGCUUGCUGUGGCCUCUUGGCUGGGCCAAAGUCCCUUCUUGGGUGCAACUAACUUUUUUUUUUUCUCCUUUCUUGCCAUUUUGGGCUGCUGCUCAAUUCCAAAAGUUGUGGAGGGGGUCCCUGGAAUCUGAAAAGGUUGAGAACCUCUGGUCUAAAUGAAGGGUUAUGGAACCGUGGAAUCCAUAGUUAAUCCAGAAGUAUUAGAAUCCAGUUAAUCUAAUGGAUUCCAGUUAAUCCAUUAGAAUCCAGUUAAUCUCACAGAAGUAUUGGUGUUGCCUAGAACCCAAACUUCAAUUGAAUAAACUUAUGUAUUUGGAAUCUGGGAAAUACCUUUCAA
Alligator sinensis (Chinese alligator) is the source of this 5500-nucleotide messenger RNA. It is a transcript of the gene HPS3, whose product is annotated as HPS3, biogenesis of lysosomal organelles complex 2 subunit 1. NCBI's taxonomy places the organism in Eukaryota, Metazoa, Chordata, Crocodylia, Alligatoridae. Gene Ontology annotation, biological process: organelle organization. The record is from RefSeq and is a predicted model, not a curated record. Gene Ontology annotation, cellular component: cytoplasm. The transcript has 17 exons. Bases 805 to 3540 code for a protein of 911 amino acids.